Messenger RNA from Vanessa tameamea, 1910 nucleotides. It is a transcript of the gene JMJD5, whose product is annotated as bifunctional peptidase and arginyl-hydroxylase JMJD5. The record is from RefSeq and is a predicted model, not a curated record. The transcript has a single exon. Gene Ontology annotation, cellular component: nucleus. Gene Ontology annotation, molecular function: histone H3K36 demethylase activity. NCBI's taxonomy places the organism in Eukaryota, Metazoa, Arthropoda, Insecta, Lepidoptera, Nymphalidae. The coding region runs from base 290 to 1495 and encodes 401 amino acids.
UAUAAUGUUUGUUAUACUACUGAACCUUAACCAUUUUACACUAACAUAAACAUGACACAGUUGAUCUUAUUCUGCAUAGAACGGUAUGUAAAUAAUAGUUGUCAAUUUAUAAAACAUUUGUUAUUGAUUAACGAUUGUAACAUUGUAUGAAUAUUUUUGCUUUUAUAUUUAGAAUAACUAAAAAAUAUUUAAAGUACAUGAUGAGGACUGAUGAUAUAAAAAAUUGAGAUUUAAUGAUAUUUACUAAGAUUACUACUAUAUUUACUAGUUAAUUACAUAUUGGGAAACCAUGUCAGCCCGAGAAGAAAUAUUUGAUAAAAUUGGAAAAUUUAGAACCAGUGUUAUUUCAGCAUUAACAGAAAUUGCUGAACUCGAUGUAACUUGUAAAUCAAUUAUUGAGCAACAUCUUAACGAUUCGAACUCCUUGAAUUCUAAAUCUAUUCUAAAAAUACAGGCAGUUAUUGAUUAUAUGUAUGAACAAGUAAAUAUCGGUAAUUGGAAAGAAGUGAGGUUAUAUUUGAGAAAGACCUUAACCGUUGCGACUUACCUGCGUCUAAAAGCUCAUUUAAAAUUUAAUGAAAUUUUGUCAGACGAUAUCAUAAAGGAAGCUCUUAGAAUAAUUGAUUUUGGAAUAUUGUUUGGUUGCCCUCUUGAUGCUGAACCAAAUUUGUUACAACUGUGUGCUUCAUGUCUUCACUCCUUCGUAAAACAUGAUGUCCAACAUGGUGUAGACACAAAAGUCGUCCUCAAGAGUGAAUCUCAAUCUAAAAGUAGUCCAUAUAAUUGCAAAGUAUUGGACAUAUUAGAUUGCCCGAGCAUGGAACAUUUUUUUAGAAAUUACAUUCUUGCUGAAAAGCCUGUAGUUUUGGACAAUUGUCUGAGUCACUGGCCAGCGCUUACAAAAUGGCAAGAUCAGAGCUAUUUUAUUAAAUUGGCUGGAUUACGAACAGUAUCAAUUGAGCUAGGAAAAGAUUAUACAGAUUCCAAUUGGACUCAGAAACUUAUGACGCUAGAGGAUUUCAUAAAAAAUCACAUUUAUAAUGAAAAUGGUACUACUGGAUAUCUUGCUCAAUAUCAACUCUUUGACCAAAUUCCUGAGCUAAGGAAAGAUAUAAUAGAACCGGAAUAUUGUUGUUUCUCUGAAACUAAUGAUCCUGUCGAUGUAAUGGCAUGGUAUGGUCCCAAAGGAACUGUGUCGCCUCUCCACCAUGACCCAAAGAAAAAUCUAUUGGCACAAGUUGUUGGAGAAAAACUAGUAUUUAUAUUCUCACCACAGGACUCUGAAUUUUUAUAUCCUCAUGAACAUGAGUUAUUAAAUAAUACAGCCAGAAUUGAUCCAAGAACACCUAACUUUGAAAAGUUCCCUAAGUAUAAAGAUGCUAAUGGGUACUACUGUAUGCUCAAAGCUGGUCAGAUGCUAUAUAUACCACCAAAGUGGUGGCAUUUUGUUGAGUCACAAUCAGUAAGUUUUUCAGUUAGUUUCUGGUGGGAAUAGAAAUAGAAUGUCUCUGAAUGAAAGUAGUUUUAUAAAUAUAUAUUUUUGUUUGUGAUAAUUUAUGUUUUAAAAUUAAGUUGAAAAUAGAUAUAUUUUUUUGUGAUAAUUAAAGUUAUAUAGAGUAAUAUAAACUUGCUAUAAUAUGUAAGAAAAGAUAGCCUUUUUUUUAAUAAACUAGUUCCAUUAAAUUUUUGUGAAAGUUUUGUAAUUAAGAUUAUAUUAAGAAUGUAUAGUAGAAUAGACUUCAAAGAGUAUUUUAACUUAUUUAGAAUAAUAUUAACAAAUAUAUGUACAGCAGAACCUCGAUUAUCCAAACUAAUUGGGUCCUAGACUAUUUUGGAUAAUCAAAAGUUCGAAUAAUCUAAAUGUGGGUAGUACUUUGGGACAAGAUCAUUAAAAUUUGACAUACAUAAUA